Molecule: messenger RNA, 1394 nt
Organism: Uranotaenia lowii
Lineage: Eukaryota; Metazoa; Arthropoda; Insecta; Diptera; Culicidae
Product: glyoxylate reductase/hydroxypyruvate reductase-like
Exons: 4
Coding region: 243-1283 (346 amino acids)
Cellular component (GO): cytosol
Molecular function (GO): glyoxylate reductase (NADPH) activity; NAD binding; hydroxypyruvate reductase (NADH) activity
Source: RefSeq, a predicted model, not a curated record
AUUUAUAACGGGACAUUAAUUUAAAAAAAAAACAUUCUGUUUACAUGUCUGAAGUGUCAUUUCAAUGUUUUGUUUUCUUUUAUUGUGGCGGGUAGAAAAUAUUGCUACUAAGUAAUAUGCUACAAGACGACUGACAUUUUUUUAUAAUUUUUAAUCUACUGGCUGGAAGAUCAAAACAGACAAAAGAAUAUUUUAAACGAUUUUUUUCUCAGUUUCAGAGCUUGAAAGCAAAGUUUGGAAAAAUGAUAAGUGAUCUUAGAAUUGUGUUAUUAGUAACAAUGGCCACAAGCGUUCAUCGAGCGAUGGCUUCGGAACAAGUGCAACGCCCACGGGUUCUGGUAACCAACAAAGAGACCCCCCAGAAAGGGGUCGACCUCCUCAGGCAAAAAUGUGAAGUAUUUUUCCCGGAAAAUCAUCCGGCAUCUCGUGAAGAAAUCCUCAAGUUGGUCCCGGAAGCGGACGGGAUAAUGUGGGUUGGUCACUACGCACUGAACGGGGAAGUUUUAGAUCUGGGAGUUCCCAAGUUGAAGGCCAUAUCAACCAUGUCUGCCGGCAUGGAUUACGUGGAUAUAGCUGAAUUUAAGCGUCGCAAUUUCCCGCUGGGAUACACUCCAACGGUUUUGAACGAUGCCGUUGCGGACAUAGCUAUCGGGUUGAUGAUUGCCGCUGCCAGGCGGUUCCACGAAGGUCGCACUUUGAUCGAUAAAUCUUUGUGGAAGGGAAAUCCACAAUGGCUUCUGGGCCGGGAUAUCAAAGGGAGCACCGUUGGAAUCAUAGGUCUCGGAGGAAUUGGACAGACCAUAGCUGAACGGUUGAAAGGAUUCAAUGUGGGACAGAUUAUCUACAGUGGAAGAAAUCCCAAACCUGAGGGAGCCAAGCUAGGAGCCACCUUCGUUUCGCAGACAGGACUUCUGAAGGAAAGCGACUUUGUGUUCAUAGCUGUUCCGUUAACUAACUCUACCCGGCACAUGAUCAAUGCAACAACUCUGGCGCAGAUGAAACCCACUGCUGUUCUUGUCAAUAUUGCCCGGGGAGAAAUCAUCGAUCAGGAUGCACUCGUGACAGCCUUGAAAAACGGAACGAUCAUGGCAGCCGGUUUGGAUGUUAUGACCCCGGAACCGCUACCAGCGGAUCAUGAGCUAUUGAAACUGCCCAAUGCCGUAAUUGUGCCCCACCUCGGAUCCGCAACUAGGCGAACACGAGACGAUAUGUCGGUGAUAGCGGCCCACAAUGUGCUUGCCGGAAUCGAAGGUUCUCCGAUGUUGUCACCAUAUCCGUACUGAAUUGUUAUGCUUAACUUUGAUGAUAGAUUUAUACGACACGUGUUACUGAUACUUUUUGGAAAUUUUUAACGUUAAGGGUCCAAUUAUGAGAGAAAAAAAAUAUUCAUAUGA